Messenger RNA from Thelazia callipaeda (thelaziosis nematode), 1050 nucleotides. The record is from the annotation of a GenBank genome assembly. Lineage: Eukaryota; Metazoa; Nematoda; Chromadorea; Rhabditida; Thelaziidae.
CCUGGUGAUGGUGGAUCACAACUUAAAGCAAAACUCACUGGGAAGCCUGAAGUUGUGCAUUUUUGGUGCGCUCGAAGAACCGAUAAUUAUUUUGAUUUAUGGCUUAAUUUGAAAUUAUUUUUGCCGGCAGCGAUAGGUUGUUGGAUCGAUAAUAUGAAAUUGCAAUAUAAUAUAACGACGAACGAGACAACUAAUAUGCCAGGUGUGCUGGUUCAGGUUCCGGGAUUCGGAAAUACAACGACAGUGGAAUGGUUAGAUGCCUCGAAAGCAUCAGAAGGACGAUAUUUCUCGGAUAUUGUGGAAGCACUCGUACCACUUGGUUAUCGUCGGGGUAAAAACAUCGUAGGUGCACCAUAUGAUUGGAGACGAGCUCCAAAUGAGCUCCAAAGUUAUUAUGCAAAUCUAAGGAAAUUAAUUGAGGAAACUUAUUACUAUAAUGGUAACAAAAAAGUGGUAAUUGUGGCACAUAGUAUGGGGAAUCCCGUAAUGCUGUAUUUCUACAACAACUUAGUUAAGCAGGAAUGGAAAGACAAAUUCAUACUUUCGCAUGUUUCAAUUUCUGGCGCUUGGGGCGGAUCUAUGCAGGUCAUUCGUCUUCUCGCAUCAGGUUAUAACAUGAACCACUACAGAAUUUUUUUGCCACCUAACGCUUUACGUACAAUGCAACGAUCAUUUACCAGUUCGGCAUUUCUUUUUCCGAGUUAUAAUAUUUGGGAUAAAGAAGAGGUCUUAGUAAAAGUCGGCGAUAAAAACUACACGUUACAAAAUGUGGAAGAAUUUUUCAACGAUAUCAAGUAUGAAAUCGGUUGGUACCAAUACCAAAAUACAGCUUUCUUACUAAAAGACUUGCACGCACCCAAUGUUGAGGUUCACUGCAUUUAUGGCUUUGGUAUUGAUACUCCAGAAAAUUUCGAAUGGUCUACUUGGUGGUUUCCUGAUUAUCAACCAUCUACAAAAUACGGUGAUGGCGAUGGAACUGUGAAUCGACGUUCACUAGAAGCAUGUAGAAAAUGGGUUGACAAGAAUGGUAACAAAAAGGUGCCAAUUUAA